This is a messenger RNA of Helicoverpa zea (corn earworm), 2211 nucleotides long. It is a transcript of the gene DnaJ-16, whose product is annotated as dnaJ homolog subfamily C member 21. The record is from RefSeq and is a predicted model, not a curated record. Gene Ontology annotation, molecular function: zinc ion binding; nucleic acid binding. Lineage: Eukaryota; Metazoa; Arthropoda; Insecta; Lepidoptera; Noctuidae. The coding region runs from base 221 to 2062 and encodes 613 amino acids. The transcript has 7 exons. Gene Ontology annotation, cellular component: cytoplasm.
AACAAAUCCGAAAGAAGCAUGGACGUCGUGUCUUUUUCGCUGAAAUCUUCAAAAUAGAUCGAUAAUAUUUUUCUGCAAAAACCCUAUUUAUAUGUGUGUGAAGUUCCUCCUUUAGUUCGCUAGAGAAUUAGAAAUAUUCGUUGUUAUUUUCCGUUUCAUUCCAUCGGAAAUAAGGAUUUAUUUAAUUCAGGUUAAUAUUUAGGAGAAUGUUCAUAAAAAAAUGAAGUGCCACUACGAAGUAUUGUGUGUACCGAAAGAAGCAUCAGCUUCUGAAAUAAAGAAGGCUUACAGGCGCCUUGCAUUGCAAUGGCAUCCCGACAAAAACUUAGAGAAUUUAGUAGAGGCGAAAGAACAGUUUCAGCUUGUGCAGAAUGCUUAUGAAGUGCUUUCUGACCCCCAGGAGAGAGCUUGGUAUGACAAUCACAGAGAGCAGCUUCUUCGUGGAGCUGGGAGCUCCUACAAUGAUGACAGUCUUGAUGUUUAUCCUUACUUUAGUCCGUCCUGUUACAAAGGUUUUGGUGAUGACCCACAAGGCUUCUAUGGAGUUUAUAAUGAGGUAUUCUCCAAACUGAUAACUGAAGAAACUGACUUCCUAGAUGACCCUGAGGAUGUUGCCAAAAUUCCUACAUUUGGCAACUCUACCUCUCCGUAUGAAGAAGUGAAUGAAUUUUAUGCUUAUUGGAUGGCGUUCUCAACUAACAAAAGUUAUGUAUGGCUGGACCAGUACGAGAUCUCACAAGGUGACAACAGGAGAGUCAUCAAGUUGAUGGAGAAAGAAAAUAAUAAAAUUAGGCAGAAAGCUCGGAAAGAGAGAAAUGAGGAGAUAAGGAGGCUUGUUAGCUUUGUCCGCAGGAAGGACAAGAGAGUCAUAGAGCAUACUAAACUGUUGCAGGAGAAAGCUGAAGAAAAUAAAAGGAAGGCAGAACAAGUAAGAAGAGAAAGGAUAAUACAGAGACAAAAAGAAAUAGAGGAAGCCAAGAAGAAAGAAGGUGAAAGCUCUUUCUUACAAAGUGAGGAUUAUCAAAAGAAAUUAAGUGAAAUUGAGUCACUUUUAGCUGAGGAAUUUGGUCUAUCUUCUGAUGACGACACUAUCAGUGAAGGGGGAAUGGAAAGCAGUAAUGAGGAAAGUUCUAAGACUGAGGAGGCCAGCGAGGCAUCUAAAGCUACUCCGAAACCUUCAAAAUCUAAAUCAGCAAUCAAAAAUCUAUAUUGUUCAGCUUGUAACAAAUUGUUUAAGAAUAUUAAAUCAUUUGAAAAUCAUGAAAACAGUAAGAAACACAAAGAAAAUGUAGCUAAAAUGACAUUAGAUGAUGAUAUUGAUAUAUCGGAGAAUGAUGAUGAUGAAGCUGAUGUGGACGCCCAUGAGGAAGUGUUAGUGAAUGAAGAUAAGGCUGAAGGUGACAAAAUGAAUGGCCAAACGAAGGAUGAAGGAGAACAUAUGGGCAACUCUACUUCAGAUAUUGAAGAUAAUGAGGAUAAUGAUUUUAGAGAGACUUUGAGUGACGAUUCUGAUAAAGUUCAGGCUUUACCCAAGAGUCAGAAAAAGAAGAAGAACAAAAAGAAGUUUGUUCCAAUGCCAGAAAGUGAAGGCAAUGACAGUCAUGAUGAGAUGAGUUUUAAUGAAAUAGAAGGACCAUCACGUAGCAGAAAGGCUAAAAAGUUUAAUAUGCUCAAGAGUCAGAUACAAGCUAAGAAAGAAGCUAACUUAAAGAAAGGUUCUCAAUCUCAGACUUCUACAGAGAAUUUAUAUGAAGUAUCUAGUACUACUCCCACAGAUGAUGCGCUCGGUGAAGCAGCUCUGCCAAAGGACAGGCCCGCAUUGCCCAAGACUCAGAGAAAUAUCAAACCAAAGAAGAUGGUAGAUAGAAAACCAGUGAGAACUAAAACAAGUGAAACAGAAGACUCGAGCACGGCGUUGAACCUCAGAUGUGCAGUCUGUGAAACAGACUUCCCAUCAAAGAAUAAACUGUUUGAGCACUUAAAAAAGACAGGGCACUCCAUACCUCUCCCUCAGACUAGCUGCACACCACCAACUAGGAAAGGUAAAAGAGCUAAUAGGUAAACAUGUGCAAUUUAGAUAGGAUGGAAGUAUUAACUAAUCAUUGAGAAUCAAUUGAUUUUCUUUAAAAAUCUCUACAAGUUGUAAAAGUGACUUUAUCAAUCUAUUUAUUAAAAUUAUGAUCACUGUCAUUAAAACUAUGCCUAAAUGAA